Messenger RNA from Panicum virgatum (switchgrass), 1433 nucleotides. Its product is annotated as zinc finger protein ZAT1-like. The transcript is spliced from 2 exons. NCBI's taxonomy places the organism in Eukaryota, Viridiplantae, Streptophyta, Magnoliopsida, Poales, Poaceae. Bases 87 to 1238 code for a protein of 383 amino acids. The record is from RefSeq and is a predicted model, not a curated record.
CCAGCACAACCAGAUCGAAGCUUUUUUGGUUGCCUCGACUCAUCCAUCACACGCACACACACCACCUGCGAACAAGAAGCCAGAAGAUGAAGCAUCCGAGGGACCAGCAGCAUCAGGAGGAGGUGUCGCUGGCGCUGUCGCUGAGCACCACGACGACGGACUCGUCCACCACCUCCGACUCGUCCGCCACGGCGCCCCCGGCGGCGGCGGCCAAGCGCGCGCGGAGGCGGAGGGGCCCGGUGGUGGCCACCUCCGGGGAGGGCGACUUCGUCUGCAAGACCUGCAGCCGCGCCUUCACCUCCUUCCAGGCGCUGGGAGGGCACCGGACCAGCCACCUGCGGGGCCGCCACGGGCUCGAGCUCGGCGUCGGCGCCAAGGCGCUCAGGCAGCACAAGGCGGCGGCCGGCGGCGGCGACAAGCGGCGGCAGCAGCAGCAGCAGCACCAGACCCACGAUUGCCACAUCUGCGGGCUCGGCUUCGAGUUGGGCCAGGCGCUCGGCGGCCACAUGAGGAGGCACCGCGAGGAGAUGGGCGCCGCCGAGGCCGCCGACGCUUGGGUCUGGCGCAGCGUCGCACGCCUCCCGGAGGAGCUCGAGGUCCAGAGCGCCGCCGCCGACCCGCCCGUCUUGCUCGAGCUGUUCGCCGCCAGCCAUGCACGCGCCAAGCCCAGCAGCGACUCGAUCAUCCAACCGAUUGGCAAUUUCUCCAUCCGAGAUCUUGAGCUCGCGCGCCAUCCGCUAUCUAGCUCCUCCUUGACGACCGCUUCCGAUCCGAGAACCUCGUUCUUCCCGUCCAUGACAAAGCACCCGAGAGACGCCGCCGCCGGCGACGUGACCCUCUCCCUGGCGCUCUCCCUCGGCGGCCUGCCCGCCGGCGAACGCGGCGCCAGCAAGAGGCCGCGCCGCGCGGCCGGCGGCGGCGAGGGCGAGUUCGUCUGCAAGACGUGCAGCCGCGCCUUCGCCUCGUUCCAGGCGCUCGGCGGCCACCGCACCAGCCACCUGCGCGGCCGCCACGGCCUCGCGCUCGGGAUGCCCGCCGCGGCGCCGGCGGCCAAGCAUCAGGCUGCCGCAAAGGACCCGACGACGAAGGCGCCGGCGCCUGCUGCCAGCCACCAGUGCCAUGUCUGCGGGCUCGGAUUCGAGAUGGGGCAGGCGCUCGGCGGGCACAUGCGGCGGCACCGCGAGGAGGCCGCCGCCGCGGCACAGGCGCCGCCCGUCCUCCUCCAGCUCUUUGUGUAGAUCAGCUGAUUCAGUCCAUGCAUGGACAUAGAUUUCUUUAGACUAGUUCUUUGCAUUUGUGCCGGUCUGUACAUCUUGUAGCACAUUUCGUAGUCAUUUGUUGGCAUAUUGGCCGACUGAUUCAUUCAUUCAUUCAUCACAUGUAAAGAUUACUCAUUCGACUCUGGUUUUUUUAUGACUUUUAGAUUCUUUGAA